CCCCCCCCCCCCCCCACCCCCCCCCUUCCGCCGCCUCACCCCGCCGACGAGCUCACUGCCGUAGCCGCAGCCGCCAACGAGUCCACCAUCUAAAAUCGUUACAGCGCGAGCGAGCCGCUUCUUCAUCUUCUUCUUCUCCGGCUGCGGCGACAGCAACUGGUUGCUCCGCCACGCAGUCCCCGUGAGGCGACGGGAGAGAUGAGGGAGGUCGUGACGGUGCAGGUCGGCGGCUUCGCCAACUUCGUCGGCUCCCACUUCUGGAACUUCCAGGAUGAGCUCCUCGGGCUCGCCGACGACCCCGCCGCAGACGCCGCCUUCAGGACCGCGCCGCUCGACAUGGACGUCCUGUACCGCACCGGCGAGACGCUCCAGGGCGUCUCCACCUACUGCCCCCGUUUGGUAUCUGUUGGUUCUCGAGGGUCUCUUGGUUCUUUAAGUUCCUCCGGUGCUCCGAGCCUGAGUAGCGCUGCCUCCGAUCAGCUCAAUGUCACUACAUGGUCUGGAAAUGUAACAAGAUCGGUAGAAAAGCCUCAUGGGCGGAACUUGUUUCUGCAAAGCUUAACUGAACAAGAGCCGAACCCAAGCACUAGCAAUGGUGGGAACAACUCUCAGAAAAGUGUGGAAGAUAAGGACUUAGUUGAAUGCUUAGAGAAGGAUGUCAACUUUUGGACUGAUUAUACGAAGGUUCAGUAUCACCCUCAAAGCUUGUAUGAAAUGUAUGGGUCAUGGACAGACUUUGACAAGUUUGACAACUUUGGAACUGCAAGGGAGGUAGUUUCAGAAUGGUCUCUAAUGGAGGAGAUGAAUGAGAAGCUAAGGUUCUUUGUUGAAGAAUGUGAUCACAUUCAGGGUAUCCAGUUUAUUGUGGACGAUUCGGGAGGGUUUUCCAGCAUAGCUGCAACUUAUUUGGAAAACAUUGCUGAUGACUACACAAACACACCUGUAUUGCUUUAUUGUGUGAGGGAUCCAGUUACUCAUGGAUCAUCCAGAAAUCAAAGGGAUACCAUUACAAGAUCUUUGCAUGACGCUGUUUCACUUUCAAAGCUUUCAUCCUUUUGCAGUUUGAUGGUUCCAAUAGGACUGCCUUCUCUCAGUCAAAGUUCUCUGUCACCCUUCCUUUCUAUACAAGAUGCAAAACCAUUCCACUCCAGUGCAAUUUCUGCAGCAGCGAUACAUUCAGUAACUGUACCGUUUAGACUACAAAACGCUGGGCCGGCUUCAAACAUAGCACAUUCAUCUGGUAAUAUUGAUAUGCGCGAACUUGUGCACAUAAUAUCUGAUCAGGGUAGGCAGAACAUGGUUACUGCUCUGGACGUAGCAAUGCCUGCCCCUUCUUUGAAAGAUGGAAAUGAUCUGUGGAACAUGAAAAGCCUGCGCACACUGACCCCUGAAAUCAGUGACGAAGAAGAAGACCCAUACUCUGUUGAAUCAUUGGUGGUUCAUGGAGUUCUGCGUGCAGGUGGGCAUAGGGCAUCAAUAUCACAAGUGAAGGACUCCGUGUACUCAGCUUAUGAAGGCAGAGCUACAAAACCAAAGUUCUCCCAUCUGUCAGUAUCACCCUGCCCGCUCCCCAUACCCCUGCCGUUCCCGUCGAUCUUCAGGAGCCACAUCGGCCAGCACGGCGAGAUCCUCAGUAACCACGCAGAGGGAACCCAGCCAAAGGGUUCACUCGAUGUCGAGUCGAUACCGAUGGCUGCACGCCUAAGGUCGAGCAACGCGGUCCUGCCCUUCAUAGAGAGGCGCUCGCUGAGCCUCCAGAAGUUCGGCGUUGCCCGGGGCUCUCUGGGGACCCAGAUACUCCGCGACUGGGGCUUCGGGAGGGAGGAGAUGGAGGACAUGAGCGAGCACCUGUCCAAGAUGGUCCGCGCGUUUCACCCCGAGGGCGGACUAACAUCGGAUUCUGACUAAAACCUGACUCGGUUUCUUCUGUGUGCGCGACAUAUACAUACUGUAGAGCUGCUGUAGGAUGUUUUGUGUGGGCUAAAACUCUUGUGAUACGUGUGGAAUAUUCUCACGCAUGUAGUACCUGCUUUGCAAUUGAACUGGAGAUGCGAUCUGGCGUGCGA
Messenger RNA from Aegilops tauschii subsp. strangulata, 2066 nucleotides. RefSeq lists its product as uncharacterized. Lineage: Eukaryota; Viridiplantae; Streptophyta; Magnoliopsida; Poales; Poaceae. Gene Ontology annotation, biological process: mitochondrion organization. The record is from RefSeq and is a predicted model, not a curated record. Gene Ontology annotation, cellular component: cytoplasm.